Molecule: messenger RNA, 447 nt
Organism: Cokeromyces recurvatus
Lineage: Eukaryota; Fungi; Mucoromycota; Mucoromycetes; Mucorales; Mucoraceae
Exons: 1
Coding region: 1-447 (148 amino acids)
Source: RefSeq, a predicted model, not a curated record
AUGACUACAUUUAAAGGGAUGGCUAUUUUAUGUUUUCAUCCACAACAACAUCUACUUCAAGGCCACUGUAUAAAUCUAAUAAAUAAUGAAUCACCUUAUAGUCUUGCAGGGAUAUUAUUACCUGAUUAUAUUGAUCCACAUCAUAAUGAUUGUAUGGAACCCGAUGAUUUUUAUCGGGUUAUCAUCAAAUCUCAUACAACACAAGAACAAAUUUCUUUAAUUUUACGUCGAACAAAAAAUAACGAUGCUAGUAAUUUGUGGAGUCAUGAAAAUGAAAAAGAUAGUAAUGAUGGAUACGAGUUUUGUUUUGAGACGGAAAAAUUUGUUUCUGAUCAAGAAGCAAUGCGUUUGAAAGAUAAAUAUUUUAAAACAAAUUCGUCCAUCGUUACAGAUGAUGAAGUAUAUAUAUGUGUUGGAAACAUACAAUUUACUCAACAAAACCAAUAA